Messenger RNA from Callorhinus ursinus (northern fur seal), 8381 nucleotides. NCBI's taxonomy places the organism in Eukaryota, Metazoa, Chordata, Mammalia, Carnivora, Otariidae. The record is from RefSeq and is a predicted model, not a curated record.
AUGGCCUCGGAAGUGGUGUGCGGGCUCAUCUUCAGGCUGCUGCUCCCCAUCUGCCUGGCAGUAGCAUGUGCGUUCCGGUACAAUGGGCUCUCCUUUGUCUACCUCAUCUACCUCUUGCUCAUCCCUUUGUUCUCAGAACCAACAAAAGCAACGAUGCAAGGACAUACGGGCCGGUUAUUAAAGUCUCUGUGCUUCACCAGUCUUUCCUUCCUGUUGCUGCAUAUCAUUUUCCACAUCACGUUGGCUAGUCUGGAAGCUCAACACCGUAUUGGACCUAGUUACAACUGCUCCACAUGGGAAAAGACGUUUCGGCAAAUUGGCUUUGAAAGCUUAAAGGGAGCUGAUGCUGGCAAUGGGAUCAGAGUGUUCGUGCCUGAUAUCGGGAUGUUCAUUGCUAGCCUGACCAUCUGGCUCGUCUGCAGAAACAUUGUUCAGAAACCAGUGACAGAAGAAGCAGCACAGUAUAACUCAGAGUUUGAAAAUGAAGAAUUGGCUGGAGGAGAAAAAAUAGAUCCAGAAGAGGCAUUGAUCUACGAAGAGGAUUUAGAUGAAGGGGACGGUGUUGAAGGCGAGGUGGAAGAGAGCACAAAAUUAAAAAUGUUCCGCAGACUCGCCUCUGUGGCCUCCAAGCUUAAGGAGUUUAUCGGCAACAUGAUCACCACCGCGGGAAAGGUCGUGGUGACGAUUUUACUCGGUUCGUCAGGUAUGAUGUUGCCAUCUUUGACCUCAUCUGUGUACUUCUUUGUAUUUUUGGGUCUGUGCACCUGGUGGUCCUGGUGCCGCACAUUCGAUCCAUUGCUGUUCAGCUGUCUCUGUGUUCUGCUGGCUAUUUUCACUGCGGGGCACUUGAUUGGACUUUAUUUAUACCAGUUCCAAUUCUUUCAAGAAGCGGUUCCACCCAAUGACUACUAUGCGAGGUUGUUUGGUAUCAAAUCAGUCAUUCACACGGACUGUUCCAGCACCUGGAAGAUCAUAGCAAACCCAGACCUGUCAUGGUAUCACCACGCCAACCCCAUCGUCCUGCUGGUGAUGUACUACACGCUGGCAACACUCAUCCGCAUCUGGCUACAGGAGCCCCUUGUGCAGGAUGACAGGACCAAGGAAGAGGACAGAGCCCGGGCUUGUGGCCCCAUCCAAGUGACAGCCGAGAGGAGGCGGAGCCUGUGGUAUGCCACCCAUUACCCAACUGAUGAGAGAAAACUUUUAUCCAUGACCCAAGAUGACUACAAACCAUCUGAUGGCCUGCUGGUGACUGUGAACGGCAAUCCUGUAGACUACCACACCAUCCACCCCAGUCUGCCCAUCGAGAACGGCCCUGCCAAAGCCGACCUGUACUCCACCCCACAGUACCGGUGGGAGCCCUCUGAAGAAUCCUCAGAAAAGAAAGAGGAAGAAGAGGAUGAGAAGGAAGAAUUUGAGGAGGAAAGGAGCCAUGAGGAGAAACGAAGUGUUAAAGUUCACGCCAUGGUCUCUGUGUUUCAGUUUAUUAUGAAACAAAGUUACAUUUGUGCCCUCAUUGCCAUGAUGGCUUGGAGCAUCACGUAUCACAGCUGGUUGACAUUUGUGUUGUUGAUUUGGUCAUGCACCCUUUGGAUGAUUCGCAACAGAAGAAAAUAUGCCAUGAUCAGCUCUCCUUUCAUGGUCGUCUAUGGAAAUCUGCUGCUGAUAUUACAGUAUAUAUGGAGUUUUGAACUUCCCGAAAUUAAAAAGGUCCCAGGAUUCUUGGAAAAGAAAGAACCAGGAGAACUUGCCUCAAAGAUACUUUUCACCAUUACUUUUUGGCUCCUGCUGAGGCAGCACCUCACUGAGCAAAAAGCUCUUCAAGAAAAGGAAGCUCUUUUAUCUGAGAUCAAAAUCGGAAGUCAGGAAAAUGAAGAAAAAGAUGAUGAGCAAGAUAUACAAAUGGAAGGAGAGGCCGAAGAGAAGGAGGAAGAGGAAGCCAAGGAAGAGAAGCAAGAGAGAAAGAAGCAAGAGGAAGAGGAAGUGGAGGAAGAUGAUGACCAGGACAUCAUGAAAGUGCUGGGCAAUCUGGUGGUGGCCAUGUUCAUCAAGUAUUGGAUCUACGUCUGCGGAGGAAUGUUCUUCUUUGUCAGCUUCGAGGGUAAAAUUGUGAUGUACAAAAUCAUCUACAUGGUGCUGUUUCUGUUCUGUGUGGCCUUGUAUCAGGUGCACUACGAGUGGUGGAGGCGAAUUCUAAAGUACUUUUGGAUGUCUGUGGUUAUUUAUACCAUGCUGGUGCUUAUCUUUAUCUACACAUAUCAGUUUGAGAACUUCCCAGGACUGUGGCAAAAUAUGACUGGGUUGAAAAAAGAAAAGCUCGAGGAUCUUGGCUUAAAACAGUUUACCGUGGCAGAACUAUUCACUCGCAUAUUCAUCCCAACUUCCUUUCUGUUGGUGUGCAUUUUACACCUUCACUACUUCCAUGAUCAGUUUCUGGAGCUCACAGACCUGAAGUCCAUUCCUAGCAAGGAAGACAGCGCCAUCUACAGACUGGCCCACCCCGAAGGCAGCCUUCCGGACCUUGCCAUGAUGAAUCUGACCGCCAGCCUGGAGAAGCCGGACAUCAGGAAGCUGGCCGAGCGUGGGGAUGACAAACCAGAGGGGUGCCCUGAGAAGGCUGAGCUUGGGAAAGACAGCGAGGAGGAGGAAGAAGAGGAGGACGAGGAGGAAGAGGAGGAAGAGGAGGAGGAAGAGACAUCAGAUUUAAGGAACAAAUGGCAUCUGGUGAUUGACCGUCUCACUGUGCUCUUCUUAAAAUUCUUGGAGUAUUUCCACAAGCUGCAGGUGUUCAUGUGGUGGAUUUUGGAGUUACAUAUCAUCAAAAUUGUUUCAUCGUACAUUAUCUGGGUUUCUGUGAAAGAGGUGUCUCUGUUCAACUAUGUAUUUUUGAUUUCUUGGGCUUUUGCUCUGCCAUAUGCCAAGUUGCGCCGUCUGGCUUCAAGUGUCUGCACUGUCUGGACAUGUGUGAUCAUCGUCUGCAAAAUGUUGUACCAGCUGCAAACCAUUAAGCCUGAGAACUUUUCUGUUAACUGUUCCUUGCCAAAUGAAAACCAGACGAAUAUACCCAUCCACCAGUUGAACAAGUCUCAGCUCUACAGCGCUCCUAUUGACCCAACAGAAUGGGUGGGCCUGAGGAAGUCUUCCCCUCUGCUUGUCUACCUGAGGAAUAAUCUCCUGAUGCUGGCCAUUCUGGCCUUUGAGGUUACAAUUUACCGCCAUCAGGAAUACUAUCGAGGUCGAAACAACCUCACGGCCCCGGUGUCUAAAACCAUCUUUCAUGACAUUACAAGACUCCAUCUAGAUGAUGGACUUAUUAAUUGUGCCAAAUAUUUCAUAAAUUACUUCUUCUACAAGUUUGGUCUGGAGACCUGUUUCCUAAUGUCAGUUAAUGUAAUUGGUCAGCGAAUGGAUUUCUAUGCCAUGAUUCACGCCUGCUGGCUGAUCGCUGUCUUAUAUCGGCGCAGAAGAAAGGCCAUUGCAGAGAUCUGGCCCAAGUACUGCUGCUUCCUGGCGUGCAUCAUCACCUUCCAGUACUUCAUCUGUAUCGGCAUCCCUGCAGCUCCUUGCAGAGAUUACCCAUGGAGAUUCAAGGGUGCUAGCUUCAAUGACAACAUCAUAAAGUGGCUGUACUUCCCAGACUUCAUUGUGCGGCCCAACCCCGUGUUUCUUGUCUAUGACUUCAUGCUGCUCCUGUGUGCCUCCCUGCAAAGGCAGAUCUUCGAGGAUGAAAACAAGGCUGCAGUGCGGAUCAUGGCAGGGGACAACGUGGAGAUCUGCAUGAACCUUGACGCAGCCUCCUUCAGCCAGCAUAACCCCGUGCCAGAUUUCAUCCACUGCAGAUCGUACCUAGACAUGUCCAAAGUGAUCAUCUUCAGCUACCUCUUCUGGUUUGUCCUCACGAUCAUCUUCAUCACGGGAACAACCAGGAUCAGCAUCUUUUGCAUGGGUUACUUGGUAGCCUGCUUCUAUUUCCUGCUCUUUGGGGGUGAUUUGCUGCUGAAACCCAUCAAGAGCAUCCUGCGCUACUGGGACUGGCUGAUUGCCUACAACGUUUUUGUGAUUACAAUGAAAAACAUACUGUCAAUAGGAGCAUGUGGAUACAUUGAAAAAUUGGUUCAGAAUAGUUGCUGGUUGAUCCAAGCUUUCAGCCUGGCCUGCACUGUCAAAGGCUAUAAAAUGCCUGAUGAUGAUUCCUCAUGUAAACUACCCAGUGGUGAAGCAGGAAUUAUUUGGGACAGUAUAUGUUUUGCCUUCCUUCUCCUGCAAAGAAGAGUUUUCAUGAGUUACUAUUUCCUACAUGUUGUGGCUGAUAUAAAAGCUUCACAGAUCCUGGCUUCGAGAGGGGCUGAACUUUUCCAGGCCACAAUUGUAAAGGCUGUAAAGGCAAGAAUUGAAGAAGAGAAAAAGUCAAUGGAUCAGCUGAAGAGGCAGAUGGAUCGCAUCAAAGCCCGGCAACAGAAAUACAAAAAGGGUAAGGAGAGGAUGCUGAGCUUGACCCAGGAAUCAGGGGAAGGCCAGGACAUCCAAAAACUCUCUGAAGAGGAUGAUGAAAGAGAAGCAGACAAACAGAAAGCCAAGGGCAAAAAAAAGCAGUGGUGGCGGCCUUGGGUUGAUCAUGCUUCCAUGGUCAGGAGUGGAGAUUAUUAUUUGUUUGAAACGGAUAGCGAAGAGGAGGAAGAAGAAGAAUUAAAAAAGGAAGAGGAAGAACCUCCAAGGAGGUCAGCUUUCCAGUUUGUUUAUCAAGCCUGGAUCACUGACCCUAAAACAGCACUCCGACAGAGACGCAAAGAGAAAAAAAGGUCUGCAAGAGAAGAACAGAAAAGAAGGAGAAAAGGAUCUGGGGAGGGUCCUGUGGAGUGGGAAGACCGAGAGGAGGAACCAGUCAAAAAGAAAUCUGAUGGACCAGAUAAUAUCAUCAAGAGGAUAUUUAAUAUUUUGAAAUUCACCUGGGUUCUGUUUCUGGCAACAGUGGAUAGUUUCACAACUUGGCUUAACUCCAUUUCAAGGGAGCAUAUUGAUAUAUCUACAGUUCUGAGAAUUGAAAGAUGCAUGCUGACCAGAGAAAUUAAAAAGGGCAACGUUCCCACUCGGGAGAGCAUCCACAUGUACUACCAGAACCACAUCAUGAACCUUUCCAGAGAGUCUGGACUGGACACCAUUGAUGACCGUCCGGGCGCUGCUUCCGGUGCACAGCCAGCCCACAGGAUGGAUAGCUUAGAUUCACAUGACAGUAUCUCCAGCGAGCCCACGCAGUGCACCAUGCUGUACUCACGCCAGGGGACGACGGAGACCAUAGCGGAAGUGGAGGCUGAGCAGGACGACGAGGCAGCAGCCGGAGAUGCCGGGCAGGGCGGGGAGGCCACGGCGGAUGUGGGGCUGGAGGAGGCCUCGGAGGCCUCGGAGGCCUCAGAAGUCGGCCUCACCCCGGAGGCUGAGCUGCCGCAGUAUUCCACCGAGGACGGGGACGUGGAGGCCCCGCCGUCCUACAGCAAGGCAGUCAGCUUCGAGCGCCUGUCCUUCGGCUCGAGGGAUGACUCUGCGGGCCAGAGCCACAUGGCCGUGAGUCCUGACGACAGCCGCUCGGACAGGCUCGAGUCCAGCAUCUUACCGCCCCUGACUCACGAGCUGACGGCCAGCGAGCUGCUGCUGAACAAGAUGUUCCAUGAUGACGAGCUUGAAGAGUCAGAGAAAUUCUACGUUGGUCAGCCCCGGUUCUUGCUGUUGUUCUAUGCCAUGUACAACACUCUGGUGGCUCGCUCAGAAAUGGUGUGCUAUUUUGUGAUCAUACUAAACCACAUGGUCUCUGCCUCCAUGAUCACCCUUGUGCUCCCCAUUCUGAUCUUCCUCUGGGCCAUGCUGUCUGUCCCCAGGCCCAGUAGACGAUUCUGGAUGAUGGCCAUUGUCUACACAGAGGUGGCAAUUGUGGUCAAGUAUUUCUUCCAAUUUGGGUUCUUUCCCUGGAACAAGAAUGUGGAAUUGAACAAAGAUAAACCUUACCACCCACCUAAUAUCAUAGGAGUGGAAAAGAAAGAAGGUUAUGUCCUUUACGAUCUCAUUCAGCUCCUGGCUCUUUUCUUCCAUCGGUCAAUUUUGAAGUGCCAUGGCUUGUGGGAUGAAGAUGACAUAACCGACAGUGGCACAGACAAGGAAGAGUCAGAUGAUGAGCUCUCCCUCAGUCGUGGCAGAAGAGCCUCCUCCGAUUCUCUGAAAUCCAUCAACCUGGCCACAUCGGCAGAGUCGGUACAUGUAUCCUUCCCGGAGCAGCCCACCGCCAUCCGGAGAAAGCGAUCAGGAAGCAGCUCCCAGAUAUCCCCCAGAUCCAGCUUUUCUUCCAACAGGUCCAAAAGAGGCAGCACAAGCACCCGGAACAGCAGUCAAAAAGGAAGCAGUGUUUUAAGCAUCAAGCAGAAAAGCAAAAGGGAACUUUAUAUGGAAAAGCUUCAAGAACAUUUAAUCAAAGCAAAAGCAUUUACCAUAAAGAAGACUCUGCAAAUAUAUGUGCCCAUCAGACAGUUCUUCUACAACCUCAUCCACCCAGACUACAGUGCUGUGACCGACGUGUAUGUGCUCAUGUUCCUGGCUGACACUGUUGACUUUGUCAUCAUCGUCUUUGGCUUCUGGGCCUUCGGGAAACACUCAGCAGCAGCAGACAUCACCUCUUCACUGUCGGAGGACCAGGUUCCUGGGCCAUUUUUGGUGAUGGUCCUCAUUCAGUUUGGAACUAUGGUGGUGGACCGAGCCCUAUACCUCAGGAAGACUGUGCUGGGAAAGGUCAUUUUUCAGGUCAUUCUUGUGUUUGGAAUUCACUUCUGGAUGUUCUUCAUCUUGCCUGGUGUGACUGAGAGGAAGUUCAGCCAGAACCUGGUUGCUCAGCUUUGGUACUUUGUGAAAUGUGUUUACUUCGGGUUGUCUGCUUACCAAAUCCGUUGUGGCUAUCCAACGCGAGUCCUUGGAAACUUCCUCACCAAGAGCUAUAAUUAUGUCAACCUCUUCUUGUUUCAAGGGUUCCGCCUCGUUCCCUUUUUGACUGAGCUGAGGGCUGUGAUGGACUGGGUAUGGACAGACACGACCUUGAGCCUCUCCAGCUGGAUCUGUGUGGAGGACAUCUAUGCUCACAUAUUCAUCCUGAAGUGUUGGCGGGAGUCUGAAAAAAGAUACCCACAGCCCCGGGGGCAGAAGAAGAAGAAAGUGGUGAAGUACGGCAUGGGAGGCAUGAUCAUCGUUCUGCUCAUCUGCAUUGUCUGGUUUCCCCUUCUCUUCAUGUCCUUGAUCAAAUCUGUGGCGGGGGUCAUCAACCAGCCCCUGGACGUCUCGGUCACAAUUACCCUGGGAGGGUAUCAGCCCAUUUUCACAAUGAGUGCCCAGCAAAGCCAGUUGAAAGUUAUGGAUCAGCCAAAGUUUAAUAAAUUUAUGAAAGCUUUCUCUAGGGACACUGGUGCUAUGCAAUUUCUGGAAAAUUAUGAAAAAGAAGACAUAACAGUAGCAGAACUGGAAGGAAAUUCAAAUUCUUUGUGGACCAUCAGCCCUCCCAGUAAGCAGAAAAUGAUAGAGGAACUCAUGGACCCCAAUAGUAGCUUCUCUGUUGUUUUUUCAUGGAGUAUUCAGAGAAACAUGAGUCUGGGUGCAAAAGCAGAAAUAGCAACGGAUAAGCUUUCUUUUCCUCUUAAAAAUAUUACACGUAAGAAUAUAGCUAAAAUGAUAGCUGGCAACAACACAGAAAGUUCAAGAACACCAGUGACUAUAGAGAAGAUCUACCCAUAUUAUGUGAAAGCACCUAGUGAUUCGAACUCAAAACCCAUAAAGCAACUUUUGUCUGAAAAUAAUUUCAUGAAUAUCACCAUCAUUUUGUCCAGAGACAAUACAACUAAAUCUAACAGUGAGUGGUGGGUUCUCAACCUUACUGGCAAUAGAAUAUUCAAUCAGCAUGCCCAGGCCUUGGAACUGGUGGUCUUCAAUGACAAAGUCAGCCCCCCAAGUCUGGGGUUCUUGGCUGGCUACGGUAUCAUGGGAUUAUAUGCUUCAGUUGUCCUUGUGAUUGGGAAGUUUGUCCGUGAAUUCUUCAGUGGGAUUUCUCACUCCAUCAUGUUUGAAGAGCUUCCAAAUGUGGAUCGAAUCCUGAAGUUGUGCACAGAUAUUUUUUUAGUUCGAGAGACAGGGGAACUGGAAUUAGAGGAAGAUCUCUAUGCCAAAUUAAUAUUCCUGUACCGCUCACCAGAAACCAUGAUCAAAUGGACUAGAGAAAAAACAAAUUGAUACUUUAAGACACAGACUGCAAAUCAAGUUAACAUUUGAAUUUUUAAAAAAGCACAAUAUUCUCAUAAGAGCUAAGCAUUUCUAGUUGGACGGAAAUGGUUUCUCUUCUGACAGGUGUUCAAAAGGAG